Molecule: messenger RNA, 153 nt
Organism: Plenodomus lingam JN3
Lineage: Eukaryota; Fungi; Ascomycota; Dothideomycetes; Pleosporales; Leptosphaeriaceae
Source: RefSeq, a predicted model, not a curated record
AUGCCCCCCUUCCCCCACCUCCCCCAAGCAAAAAAGCCAACCAGAGCCAAAGUCAAACCCAGACAAUGGGUGCUUUUUCCGACUGUGACAAAUGAAAAAACACCCAUAAGCCCUCUCAAAAAAAUUGGCUUGCAACCGAAAUGUACGCCGUGA